Messenger RNA from Podospora anserina S mat+, 1401 nucleotides. RefSeq lists its product as uncharacterized. The record is from RefSeq and is a predicted model, not a curated record. Gene Ontology annotation, molecular function: carbohydrate:proton symporter activity. The coding region runs from base 1 to 1401 and encodes 466 amino acids. Gene Ontology annotation, biological process: carbohydrate transport; transmembrane transport. Gene Ontology annotation, cellular component: membrane. The transcript has 7 exons. NCBI's taxonomy places the organism in Eukaryota, Fungi, Ascomycota, Sordariomycetes, Sordariales, Podosporaceae.
AUGUUGCCAAGACCGGCGUGGUUAACUAAGCCCUUCCUAGCCUCCCUCUUUUUGGGGAUAGGGGGGUUUCUUUAUGGAUACGACUCUGGAAUCAUCACCCCGAGUUUGGCGUUGGGUUCGUUCGUGACAUACUUUGACAAGCCCGACGCGCCGCUUCGCGGUGCCAUUGUGCCAUUGCUUUUGGGUGUAUAUGGGGCGUACUUGGAGGCGCACUCAUGGCCGGCGCUGCCCAUGUUGCCAUGUGUGAUCAUUGGUCGCCUUCUCGUCGGCUACGCGGUCGGGACCAUUACCGGAGUUGCUCCUGUUUUUGGAGCAGAAAUAGCCAAGACGCACGAGCGCGCAAAGAUCACUGCGGUGAACCAGAUGAUGGUGGCCUGGGGCUUUUUCGUAGCCUUAUGGGUAGGCGUGGGAGAAGGUAAAUGGGGCAACGCGAACCAAUGGAGACUCGGGUUUGCCAUCCAGGCCAUCCCCGCGCUCGUUCUCGGGGUCGGCGUCCUUUUCAUCGGAGAGUCACCACGAUGGCUCUGUCUCCAAGGCCGCUAUAAAGAUGCCGAGGAGACGUUCAACCGGUGGCAUCACGACGGAACAAACGAUGAAUGGUGCCGGACCGAGUUCGUCCUUAUCCAGACCAGUAUUGCUGAGGAGGUCGACACGCAACACCACCUCGGUUGGGUCGAUCUCGUUCGCACCCCUUCUUUCCGGAAACGUCUUUUCGUCGGGUGCUUCGUCUGGGCUGCUGCCAUGCUGUCUGGUAUCAGCUUUGUCCAGUAUUACCAGACCGCCAUCUAUGCGACGCUGCAGUUCGACCAGGACCAACAGCUGCUGGUGAGCGGUUUGUACGGCUGUGUUGCCCCUGUUGCGUGCAUUCUUUCGCUUUUCUUCGUCGACCGCGUUGGCAGGAAGAAGAUCUUGGUUAGCAGCUCGGCCUUUCUGUCGGUGUCCUACAUGAUCAUCACGAUUCUUGCCGCCUUGUACCCUGCGAGACCUGGUUUCCCGACCAACGCGGCAGCCCAGAAGGGCCUGAUUGCCUGCAUCUUCAUGGUUUCAGCCAACUACUCGGCGUUAUUGGGCCCCAUGACUUGGAUCAUUCCGCCCGAAGUUUUCACCACGGAGCUCCGUGCCAAAGCAAACGCCGUCGUCCAGGUCCUGCACUACUCUAUCAGCUUGAUCAUCACCCAGUGUUCGCCUAUCGCGCUUGAGAGGGUGGGUUGGAAAUAUUAUAUCCUGUUUAUCCUCACCAAUGCUCUUUGUGCGGUUGUCUUUUGGCUUGCCUAUCCGGAAACAAGAGGAAAGUCACUUGAGGAGAUUGACGAAAUAUUCGGUGACAUUGAGAGGAAGCGUGACGUUGAGGUUGAUGCUGUCGGGAAUGUGGUAGUGGGGAAGGAUGUCAAUGAGAAGUAA